AUGCAAGAAUACCAACAACAGCAACAACAGCAGCAGCGGAUAAAGGGUGCCCAGUUCAAGGGCACCCUCGACACCUCCCUCGCCCAACGCUCCCUUGCCCAACAAUUCAAAUCAAAAUCAGACUCCCGUUCUCCUUCCCCUUCCUCGGCCACAUCAUCAUUAUCACCAAGGAAACCCCUCGUUUUCAAGAAACCAACAAAACACCAAUUCUCCUGGUCGGAGCUCACAAAGAUGGUCGCCUCUAAGGAUCUCGGCCCCAUGGGUCGCUCUGAGGCCGUCCAGGCCGCAUACCAAAAGGCCAUCAAGCGCAGGACGAUAAAAUACGGCUCUCCCGACGAAUAUAUCCGCCAGCGGAUACUCCACUGGCCUCCCGCCGAAAAGACCGACGAUUCUUCCUCACCCCUCUCUUACUCUGAUGGAAACGAAUCCUCCACUUCCUCAUGCUCGUCAUCCCUCUCUCCACCUACAUCCCCUACCGGUCCUGUCGACCCGCUCGAGGUCAACCUGAAGAAGAACGAGUUCCCUUACUCGGUCAAACCAGGCAUCGAGCAUUGGUUGAUCUGGUCCCGUCAACCCCUGACAGACGAGGUAUGGAUCCGUCGGUACCUCCAGGAGAGAUUGCCCGGCCGCGAUUACUUGUACUUUAUCAAUCCUCCAGAGCUCCGCAGUGUGCCCACAAUUUCGCAUGUCCAAGUUUUUACCAAGGGUGAGGGCGAGGUUCUUGAUGAGGAGGAUAUGGAGCUCAAGAAGGAGGAGAGGGAAGCUGCCACUGCCUUAUUUUCUCCUGUUUCUGCCAUCGCCGCUGCCGAAUAG
Molecule: messenger RNA, 813 nt
Organism: Linnemannia hyalina
Lineage: Eukaryota; Fungi; Mortierellomycota; Mortierellomycetes; Mortierellales; Mortierellaceae
Source: the annotation of a GenBank genome assembly